Molecule: messenger RNA, 945 nt
Organism: Phascolarctos cinereus (koala)
Lineage: Eukaryota; Metazoa; Chordata; Mammalia; Diprotodontia; Phascolarctidae
Product: olfactory receptor 10H1-like
Biological process (GO): G protein-coupled receptor signaling pathway
Cellular component (GO): membrane
Molecular function (GO): G protein-coupled receptor activity; olfactory receptor activity
Source: RefSeq, a predicted model, not a curated record
AUGCUGGUGCAAAACCAAACCACAGUGACUGAAUUUAUCCUCAUUGGCUUCUCACCAUUCCCCCGACUUCAGCACCUGUUCUUCGUGCUCUUUCUGCUGAUGUAUUUAUUCACACUGCUGGGCAACCUUUUCAUCAUGUUGGCUGUCUGGCGUGAGCGGAGUCUCCACAAGCCCAUGUAUUUCUUCCUGUGUACUCUUUCCAUUUCAGAAAUCUCCUACACGUUGGCUAUUAAUCCCCGCAUGCUUGCUGACCUGGUCUCCACUCACCACACCAUCUCCUUUUGGGGCUGUGCCAACCAGAUGUUUUUCACUUUUGCCUGUGGUCUCACUCACUGCUUCUUGCUCACCGUCAUGGGCUACGACCGCUAUGUGGCCAUUUGCCACCCCUUGCGCUACAGUGUGCUUAUGAGCUCACGGGGAUGUGCUUGGCUGGUGACAUCCUCAUGGCUAAGUGGCAUAGUCAUGGGGCUAGUGAUCACUCUUCCCAUUUUCAACCUGACCUUUUGUGGGCCUAAUGAGAUCCAUCACUUCUUCUGCCAAGUACCCCCCUUAGUGAAGCUAGCCUGCGGAGAUGUCUCAGCGGUAGCCAUAGGGAUUGGGCUGCUGUACAUCAUAGUCCUGCUAGGUUGCUUCCUCCUUAUCCUUCUCUCCUAUACCUUCAUUGCAGCCACCGUCUUGAAGAUCCCCUCAGCUGAGGGCCGGCACAAAGCCUUCUCCACCUGUGCCUCCCACCUCAUUGUGGUGGUUAUACACUAUAGUUUUGCCUCCGUUGUACACCUGAAGUCAAAGGCCUUAGAAGCCCUGGAAGGGGAUACCUUGAUGGGCAUUUCCUACAGUGCUCUCACCCCCUUCCUGAGCCCCAUCAUCUUCAGCCUGAGAAAUAAGGAACUGAAAGAUGCCCUGAAGAAAGUCCUCCUCAGGAGCCUGUGCCCCUCAAGACUGUAA